This is a messenger RNA of Sarcophilus harrisii (Tasmanian devil), 1164 nucleotides long. Its product is annotated as epididymal secretory protein E3-beta. NCBI's taxonomy places the organism in Eukaryota, Metazoa, Chordata, Mammalia, Dasyuromorphia, Dasyuridae. Bases 19 to 459 code for a protein of 146 amino acids. The transcript has a single exon. The record is from RefSeq and is a predicted model, not a curated record.
GUGUACUUGGUGGAUAAGAUGGCGUCUGUUCUGAAGGGCACAGGCCCUGUCUUGUUGAUUCUGCUUCCUUUGUGGGUGUUUCCUGGAUCCUCUGAAGAUCUAGCCUGGCAGGAAUUCAUGAAGCAACACCAUCUCAGUCUGGGCCUGGAUUUCAGCCAGCUGAGCUGUGAUGGUCUUAUGGGUACCAUGGAAUUUCUAAAGGGCAAAGCCUCCCAUAUCUUCAUCUAUGCUAUUUGGAGCCAGAUAGAAGAUAUAUGCUACAGGGAUGGGUUAGAUCGUUAUGAAAAUGUGAGGGUAUGGAGCAAGAAACCCUUUAAAAUCCUUACCUGUGAACUGUUGAAGUCUGGUCAGGGCUACAGGGACAUCAGAAGCUAUAGCUAUAUAGAGCUCCAUUGUGGCUUGAAUGGAUUCCCUGUGAGCCUGGAGGACACCAAAGUGAAGAAAAAAAUUUCCAAUUAGGGGACUAUCUCUAAUUAUACCACAAGCAGAAGAUUUUUGGCUAAUAAGGGUUAUUGGCCACCUGAGCCUAUGUCUUCCUGCCCAGCCCUGAAGGAUUGAAUACUGAAUAAAUUUGCUGAAGUUAGUAGUUUAUUUCCCAACAAUGGAAAGAAUCUGAAUCACUAUACCAUCCCAUCCUAGAACCUAUUCCUGUCCCAUCCCCCCAUUUCUCCCUUCCCCACAGUUGCUGAAGUCUGUGAGGAUUGAAAAGCUAAGCAAUAAGAACAAGGAUAGCAGAUAUGAGAAAGGAAGAUAUUCAUUUCUUGGGUCUUUGGCCUGAUAAAGGUGGUAUAGGGUAGAGAGCUUCAUAAAGGAAAAGGAUGCAGCAAAUUCUAAUCAAAUCUUUCUCCCUGUGAGAUACAAAGGAUGGAGAGGUCUUAGGAUGGUUGGAGGAGAAGGCAAAAUGAUUAGGAAAAGAAGAUAAUUUUUCUCCAAAUUGACUUUCCCAGUGUCUUCUUUCACUGAAUAAAAUGUUCUUCAAGGCUUGAGGAUGUGCAUGUGUUUAUAUGAAUUUGGGUUGUAUGCUUACAAUCAAAGCUAUGUAGGAUAGUGUAAAGAGCUAUUUUAUAGUCUGGAUUUGAAUCCCAGAUCAUGUACUAGCAAUUCACUUAGUCUCUCUUAACUUCGGUUUCUUUCUCUGUAAAAUGAGGAGUUGGACUAAAUAUC